Molecule: messenger RNA, 1697 nt
Organism: Hydra vulgaris (swiftwater hydra)
Lineage: Eukaryota; Metazoa; Cnidaria; Hydrozoa; Anthoathecata; Hydridae
Source: RefSeq, a predicted model, not a curated record
UUUUCGUUGUUUUGAUUUUUCGAAACAAAUGCGCAUGCGCGCGUCUUUGGCAGUCAAAACAAAUCGAUUUUAAAGCUAAACAGUAAAUAUUAAUUAGCGUCUUUUAGUUAGGAGUUAAAGGUUUAAUUUAUACAAAGUUUUUUUAAUAAUCAUUUAUAUUUAUAAAAUAAUAUGCCUGACGUGUGUUGUGCCUAUGGAUGUACAAAUAGAAGAACAUUAGCUAAUGCUCAUUUGAGCUUUUAUCGAAUACCAACUAAUAAAUCUGAAUCUGGUGCUAACAGAAGAGACAAAUGGGUUGCAGCAAUUAAAAGAGAAAAAUGGAACGUAAAACAAAUAAAUAAUGCUCGUUUGUGUAGUGCUCAUUUUACUACAGGGAAAAAAUCUGAUGAUCCCUGUCAUAUUGAUUAUGUUCCAACUGUAUUUUCUUUUAAAAAGACACAUGGAAAACAAAUUAAAGCUUCUUUAGAACGAUAUGAGCGAUCAAAAAAAAGGCAGCGAACUCUUUCUAGUAAUGAGUCUAUAUUAUUACCGAUUCACGAGGUUGGAUCAUUUAACGAGACAAAAAUUAAUGAGUUGGUUGAAGGGGACUGUUUAAAUUGUCCUUCAGAAAACGAGAUAACCCAAAGAGCUGUUGAAAUAGCUAAAAAAAGAACAAAAAAUUUGCACACAAACUGAAGUAUUUGUAACAAAAGAAAAACAACUAAAACGAACUUUGAGAAAAAAAAAAUUUGAAAUACAAAAAUUGAAGCAAAAGUUACAAAUAUGUCAAAGACAAUUAAAGUUUACAAAGGAGAAGAUAAUUGAUUAUAUUAAUAUUAAAGAAAAAGCAUUAAACUUUUUAACUGGAAUUACCAAACCAGCUUUGUUUGAAUGGAUUUUGCAAGAAGUUAAAUCUUGUGUCAAACCUAUUGUUAAAACAAUAUCCUUAGAAAACCAUUUAUUAAUUGUAUUAAUGAAGUUAAGACUUGGACAUAAAAAUAAAGAUUUAGCUUUGAGAUUUAACAUUAGUGAAGGAGUCAUAUCAAAAAUAUUUCGCUUAUGGAUAAAACAAUUAGCCAAUGUAUUGUGCAAUUUAAUUGUGUGGCCUGAACGAGCUGCUAUAAGAGCAAACUUGCCAUGUUGUUUUACAAACUUUAAAAAUUGUGUAUGUAUAAUAGACUGCACUGAAAUAUUUAUAGAAAGGCCACAUAACUUAACAGCUAGGGCUCAAACCUACUCUACCUAUAAAUCACGUAAUACCAUUAAAUACUUAAUUGGAAUAACACCAGCUGGUGCUGUAAGUUUUUUAUCAUCUGGAUGGGGUGGUCGAGCAUCAGACAAACUGAUCACAAUUGAGUCAGGUUUUUUAGAUAAAGUUUGUUACGGAGAUUGUAUUUUAGCUGAUAGAGGAUUUUUAGUGGAAGAAGAAUUAGCAACAAGAGGAGCUGUUUUAAUAAUACCAGCAUUUACAAAAAGUAAAAGUCAAAUGGCUGUAAAAGACAUUGAUUUAUCACGUCAAAUUGCUCGUGUGAGAAUCCAUAUAGAAAGAGUUAUUGGGCGUUUAAAAAAAUACCAACUAUUAACAUCAACUAUACCUGUAAGCCAGGUUGAUUUACUUGAUAGUAUAAUGAUUUCAGUAGCUGGACUUAUAAAUUUAAAUAAAAGUGUAGUACAGAAAUAAAAAAUGUCUAAUAAUAAAUUUUUAUUUUCAAACUAAA